This is a messenger RNA of Aspergillus aculeatinus CBS 121060, 1329 nucleotides long. RefSeq names its product arginyltransferase. Gene Ontology annotation, biological process: protein arginylation. Gene Ontology annotation, cellular component: cytoplasm. The transcript has 11 exons. Lineage: Eukaryota; Fungi; Ascomycota; Eurotiomycetes; Eurotiales; Aspergillaceae. The record is from RefSeq and is a predicted model, not a curated record. The coding region runs from base 1 to 1329 and encodes 442 amino acids. Gene Ontology annotation, molecular function: arginyl-tRNA--protein transferase activity.
AUGGUCUCGAUUGUUGACGCCGAGCAGGCAAGAAAAUUGUCGCUUUUCCGGCCUCUAGGCUACCAACGCAAUUCUUGUGGCUACUGCAAAUCUGAUGAUGGCUCGGCCUCCUACUACACUAGCUCGGUCUCUGUGCGACCGGCCCAUUAUGAGGCCCUUGUCAAUCGGGGUUGGAGAAGAUCGGGCACGCUGUACUACAAGCAGAACCUGCAGCGGUCAUGCUGCCCUCACUAUACGAUGAGACUGGAGGCAUUGGACUUCAAACCUCGCAAGGAUCAACGCAAGGCCGUGAACCGCUGGAACAAGUUCGUUCUCGGUCCUGAAUACAUCCGUCGAGCCGCGUAUCUCUGCCCCAAGACACGGGAGGAAAAGAAGGCCCGCAAGUCCCACUUCGACCUCCUGGGGGCCGUCCACGAAGCCGAAUAUAGCAAUGUGAAACGGCCCAUUGACCCUAAGACGAAGAAGUACCUCGAGCCUGCGCAUCGAUUCGAGGUUAAUCUGGAGGGCGACUCCAUCUCUCAGGCCAAAUUCGACCUCUUCCGCAAGUAUCAGACUACAGUCCACAAGGAAGACGUCUCGAAGUGGCAGACCAAGGACUUCAAGCGCUUCCUUUGCUCAGGCCUGACGCGCUCACCCGCCGAUCCGAAGAAGUCGGACGAGAAGAAGCUCGGAUCGUGGCAUCAGUGCUACCGUCUCGAUGGCAAGCUCAUCGCCGUAGCUGUAUUAGAUCUGAUGCCUAAUGGUGUGAGCUCUGUAUACAUCUUUUAUGACCCAGACUAUGAACAAUGGGAGUUCGGCAAGUUGAGCGCGAUGCGGGAGAUCGCUUUUGCCGUGGAGGCUCAAUACCCGUACUACUACAUGGGAUACUAUAUCCAUACAUGUCAGAAAAUGCGGUACAAGGGAACCUUCAAGCCCCAGUACAUCCUCGACCCCGAAUCCUACGCCUGGGACCCUCUCGACGGCGAACUCUCCCAGAAACUCGACACUCGACCCUACGUCUCCCUUUCACGAGACCGCCAAGCAACCACCGCUACUGCUGAGAAGACUCAUUCUGAGCCCGACACCGCUGAUGCGGAAAUCAACGAUGAGGACAUGUCACUCUUUGACUUGCACAUGCCUGGCGUGUUGACUCUGGAGGAAGUGAAGGCGCUAGACCUGGACCACUGGUUGCUUCUGGUGCAUGGGUCCUUUGUACAUAUGAUUGACCUUGUCGGAUGGGAGAGAAUGCCGAUGGACAACCCUCAAUCGGUGAAGGGGAUUGUCGCGGAGCUGGCGGCGGUGCUGGGACCGGAGGUCUUCAAGCAGAGUGCCGUGGUGCUAUUUGAUUAG